Molecule: messenger RNA, 395 nt
Organism: Plutella xylostella (diamondback moth)
Lineage: Eukaryota; Metazoa; Arthropoda; Insecta; Lepidoptera; Plutellidae
Cellular component (GO): membrane
Source: RefSeq, a predicted model, not a curated record
GGUGAACAAUGGGUCUCCUGGCUGCGCUGCUAGUGAACGUGGUGGGCGGGGCCGUGAUCUACCUGACGGGCGGGCUGCUGACGUGGCUGGUGGCUCCGCUGCUGGGCUUCGGCUCGGGCGGCAUCGCCGCGGGCUGCGCCGCCGCCGCCGCGCAGUCCUACUACGGGAACCUGGCGGCUGGCAGCAUCAUCUCCAUCCUGCAGUCCGCUGCCGCUGUCACUCCUACCCCUUAGAUAACGAGAAGAACAUUUCAUAGCAGCUGAGCAUUCAAUACUAAAAUGUGAUUCUACGUAGGUAACUAAGAAUACGUUUAGUAAGGAUUUUAUACUUGAAUAAAUACAUAAGUGCCUAUUAUGAAUACUGCAAUAAAUACUGUAUAAGUAAUUAACUAUCAA